This is a messenger RNA of Vespa mandarinia (Asian giant hornet), 2543 nucleotides long. RefSeq names its product protein FAM114A2. The record is from RefSeq and is a predicted model, not a curated record. NCBI's taxonomy places the organism in Eukaryota, Metazoa, Arthropoda, Insecta, Hymenoptera, Vespidae.
CUCGCAUGCGCAGUUGAAUUUAAUGAACUUGUUACUGCCACGAAGACGUUAUUUCGCGUUUUAUGAUCCUCUAUAUAGAUAUUUAUGAAAAUUUUCAUUCGUCCACGUGAUCAAUUAAAAACUUAAAUAUUGCAUUUCAGUAUACGUGCACGUGUGUGUGUCUCUGCUGUGACGGAUAUGUGAUAUCUAACGACAGAUCAAAUUAAGAGGAUAUAUGAAAAAUAAAUAGUAAAUGUCUCGAUGAAAAAUUAAUAUGGCAACGUCAGAAAGUGAUGAUUUUGAGAGUGCUGACGAGGAAUUGGCUCAUAAUGUAACUUCGAAAACUAAUGUAGAAGAUACGAGAUGGUCUGGUAUGCAAUCGGUCGUUGAUUCUGAAUCGGACGACGAUACCGAAUGCAUUCCACAGUUACCAAGAAAAAAUAUAUUAAUUUAUGAGAAUCCUAGAUUCCGUUCCUUUCGAGGAGAAGUUGCUAGCGAUGAGGAAAAGCUUAUUACCUUAAAGGAUAUAUCUACUAAAGAGUGUAACGAUGAAGAAAGUAAAGUAUCUACUGAAAAAAUUCAAGAAAUUGUUCCCUCGACAGAUACAGCAACAGAAACGACAAUAGUCAAAGACAAUACAUUACAAACUUCUACUAUGAAUCAAGAAAAUUCUACAGAAGUUAUUUCUAAAAGUAUAACAGCCAUUGGUACUAAAGAGGAAAGAUUGAUUAGACCUAAAAAAUCAAGUGAUGGUUCUAGAAAACUUGGUGCUCGAAAGCUAGGAACAAAGAUAGAAAAAGAGUCUGAUAUUACAUCUAAUACGAUUGAUAAUGUAAAAGAAAAUAUAUCUACGAAGAAUGUAAUCUCUAAAGAAUCUACAAUGGAGAUAGAUGUUGUCCCUGAUAUAUCUUCUAAUGCAGAUCUUUCAGAAGUUGAUAUGCCUGAAGAAUUGAAAUCAAAUAAAAAAUUUAAAGAGAUAUUCAAACCUCAAGGAUGGGAAAAAAUUGGUAAUAAUAUAGAAUUAGAUGAAGAUCUAACGGAACAAAAAAUACAACCAGUAUUAGAUAGAUUAUCCAUAGACGAUAAAGAUACUGAAAAUUCUUUGUGGGCCAAUUGGGGUAGUUGGGGCGUAAGUUCCUUGAUUAACACCGCUACUGCUGGAGUAUCUACUUUGACAACUCAUGUUAGUCAAGGAUUAUCGCUUUUGGAAGAGACAAUAAAUUUACCGGAUAACUCACAGUUACAAAUGAUACAAGAUACUACACAGGAAGAAGAAGUUAUAAUUCCUGAAAAAGAGCUUACAGAAAAUGUAUCUAGUUUAUCGCAAGGAUCUUUUGGUUUAAGUAGUUUUCUACUUGGAGUUUCAUCCAUUACAAAACUAGUUGAAUCAACUGGUAGCAAAGUUAUGAGCGGUGGUUUGGAUACUUUAGAAGCGAUAGGUAAAAAGACCAUGGAAGUUUUGCAAGAAGGUGAUCCUGGUUUAAAAAAAAAGAGAGCAUUUUUUAUGCCAGAAGAAAACAAGCCAAAUUUAUCUCAAAUACUUAGAGAAGCAAAAGAUAAAGCUGAAUCUGAAGAAAAAACGAUCGAAGAGAAACAAUUGGCAAGGAAGAUUCAUUUUGAAUCUUUGUUUGAUGAUUAUCAAGGCCUGGUUCAUCUAGAAGCAUUAGAAAUGUUGUCAAAGCAGUGCAAUAUAAAGAUUCAAGGAUGUCUGAUAAAUCUUGAUGCAGAAGAUUUGAUUUCUCUGCAAGAAACAUUAGAAGAAGUUAAAGAAUUAUGUGACUUGGAUGAUGAAGAAAAUAAAUCAGAAAAUAAAAGAGAUCUCAAAAGUCGUUUGGCCGAUGCUUGCCAAGAAUUAGAAAUUAUUAUUACAUAUGAAAAACUCGAAGAUAUUUGGAAAGAAGUUAGAUCUAGUUCAUUUGUUACCUCUCCCAUGUCUCAUACAAAUCUGGAGAUCUUUCAGUGUGCUAUUUCUACUAUAGCAAAGUUUACAGCAGUUAGUAUGGAAAGGUUUCAUAAAACUGCAGAAUUACUUUUAAUUAAAGAAAGACGUAGUACCGCAAGUGAAGCAGAAGCACUUGUUCGUCUAACACAUAUCUUAACAGAUGAAAUUAGUUUAUUAGCUACACAUUUCUCCGACGUAUUAAAAGAAUUUAUUAAAAUGUCUAACAGUGCAGACGAUAUUAAUGCUAAUAUAACAACAGUCUUUUUUGAAGCUGAGAAUGCAAGUUCGUACAUUCAAGAUGCUUUUAAAUUGCUAAUUCCAAUUUUACAAGUUGGUGCUCUUUAAAUGGAUGAUUAUCUUGUGAUAAUGAUUUGUUUAAAUAAAUCAAUGCAGAUUCGUAUAUAAGCAUUGAUUUUUAAUUGUAAAUAUAAUAUAAUGAGAAUUUAUAUAAAAUAUCUAUUUCAAUUAUUUGAUAUAUCAGCAUUAAGGUGAUGGUUUAUAAAUAUGUAUAUUAUUUUUUAGAUCUUCUUAUGCACUUUGUAUUCAUUAUUAACAAAGAUAAUCAUGUAUGAAACUCAUAUUUCAAUAAUGAAAAAGAUAUCUGAAAAUUUAUCUUAUAUUU